GCAUAUUUGCAUUGGUGAAAUGAAAUCGAGAAAAAAAGAGAAAAAAACGUUUGGAAUUUCAUAGGUUCCAGUCACAACCUUAGUCCACACGCUUGGAAACACCCUAUAACCAUGCACCGCUGCCACACAUAAUCAUACCCAUCUAUGUUCCAGUUCCAACUCCAACUCCAAGAAACAGAAAGUCUUUCAACUUUGAUUCACUCACUCAUGUCAUGUUUCUCUCUUCUUCUUUCUUUCUUUCUUAGUUUUCCUUUAUAUAUGCCAACUCAGUUUGUACAAAUUCAUCCAUUUUAUCUUAAUUUUUUUCUAGAAAAGACCCAAAAACUGAACAGACAUUGAAUCAUGGCUUGGGAAGUUCUUAUCCUGCUUUCAUCUAAAUUAUUUACUAUUUUCUCUUGGCCUUCAUUUUCUUUGGUUUAUCCCUUGUAUGCUUCAGUUCGAGCAAUAGAGAGUGAGUCAGAAUUCAAAAACCAGCAGUGCCUUACUUACUGGGUCCUGUUUGCUUUGGUUAAAAUGUCAGAAUCAGUGCUUGAAAAGCUUUUGAAAUGGCUUCCUUUCUGGCCUUAUGCCAAGGGUAUUAUUACUGUUUUCCUAGUUGUACAAUGUUUUGCUGGUGCUUGUUACAUUUACAAUCACCUCAUUAGAUCAACUUUUUUGGGGAAUUCUCUGAUAUGGAAGUUUGAAGAAAAAAGAGAGGAACCUUAUGUUUCAAGUGAACCAGAGCACUUUGUUCCCGUGGUCGAAGAAGAUAUCACGAAUGGUGGACUCCACAACCCCGACAAGUUUAUUGCUGAGCAGAAAAAGCUUGUGUCUGAUUAUGCUUUGCCUGUUAUUCCAAUCAUUCAGAAGGAAUGGUGCUGUGCCCUUUGUCUGAUAAGAACUUCAAACGAAAAUAAUUUAAUCCAACACCUCAAGGGGCGGAAGCAUAAGGCCAAAGAAGACGACCUAGCGCUCUACAAACAGAUCAAAAGGAAUGGCAGGUCUUCAAUAAUGAUCAAGAAAACUUGUGUUAUUGAGAAUCUUAACCAUUUUGCGGUCAAGUUGCUAAAUCCAGUUGCAAGACCAAUAUUUUGUAAAUGGAAAAAACCGAAUUCUGGUUGGACAAAACUAAAUACUGAUGGAUCCUUAGACAGGACAACUGCUGGUAUUGGCGGUUUGCUUCGUGAUCACAAUGGGCAACCACUUUGUGCUUUUGUCUCUAAAGCUCCAGGAAAUGAUGUUUUCUCAGUUGAAUUAUGGGCUAUAUGGAGAGGUCUUGUUCUUGCCGCGGGACUUGGAAUUAAAGUUAUUUGGGUUGAGUCUGAUUCAAUGAGUGCAGUGAAUACCAUUAAUAGACAUCAAUCCUGUAGUAGUCAGAAGGUUAUCCCCUGUUUGAACCAAAUAUGGGAGCUUCUAAAGAAAUUUAACAAGUAUAAGAUAUCUCACUCAUGGCGCGAAACUAAUACUGCAGCUGAUUAUCUUGCAAAGAUGAAUCUUAUGGGACAUGACGUCGUUUUUCGGCCAGUUGACUUCCCAGAAAAGCUUCACAACAUAAUCAAUAAUGAUGCUCAAGGAAGGAUAUAUGUUAGAAAUAACUGGUAAUCUCCUGGAUAUAGAAAAAGGAAGAGGAGAGGAGUAAGCAGAGAGUACUAGCAGGCAUUGAAUUUGAAACCCUUCUGACUUUCAUUCUUCUUUUUUGGAUAUGGAAAUGGCCAUGUCCAUUUGGUGUAUGAUGAGCUAACUGAAAUGAGCACAAUUACCUCAACACACUGAAAUCACCAACAUUCUUAUUUUGGUAUGUAACUAAUUAAACUGCACUUUUGCUUAGGUUUUUAAAUAACCAGCUGAGCUGAGCUAUUAGACUUAAUAAAUUGUACCUUAGCUAUAUACUUUGCUAGAGUAGUGAGGCCAAAUGAUUAUGAGCAAUUGAACAUCAA
Messenger RNA from Cannabis sativa, 1916 nucleotides. RefSeq lists its product as uncharacterized. The transcript has 6 exons. NCBI's taxonomy places the organism in Eukaryota, Viridiplantae, Streptophyta, Magnoliopsida, Rosales, Cannabaceae. The coding region runs from base 343 to 1581 and encodes 412 amino acids. The record is from RefSeq and is a predicted model, not a curated record. Gene Ontology annotation, molecular function: RNA-DNA hybrid ribonuclease activity; nucleic acid binding.